AUGUCCAGCACAUAUUUGAAUUCGUCUCCUUUCGAUAAGGGGGCGCUGCGACCGUUGAGAAGUCGACAGCUAGCUACAAUGCCUUGUUACGUGGGCGCAAAUUACACAAGUGACGAAACCUGCAGUCUGUGCUUGGAGGAAUUCAGUUCCGUAUCGAUCUUUCGGCGAUUACCAUGCGAGCAUUAUUUCCAUCAGCCAUGUAUUGAUAAAUGGGUGUGCAAGCGAGAUGCGAGCUGUCCACUUUGUCGAAAAACCUUCUAUGAUUUAUGCUCGACAGCUUCCGUCCCCACGCCCACGACCGCUCCCAGUUCGGAUGACGACAAUGCUACGCACAUGUCACGGCCUGCCUUCGUUCACUUCGUUCACCGGUGGAAAGGAGUUUUUCAUUUAUCUAGUGUUUCAUUUCGACGAUAUGCUUAA
This is a messenger RNA of Penicillium crustosum, 420 nucleotides long. RefSeq lists its product as uncharacterized. The transcript is spliced from 2 exons. The record is from RefSeq and is a predicted model, not a curated record. Lineage: Eukaryota; Fungi; Ascomycota; Eurotiomycetes; Eurotiales; Aspergillaceae. Bases 1 to 420 code for a protein of 139 amino acids.